Molecule: messenger RNA, 2340 nt
Organism: Rana temporaria (common frog)
Lineage: Eukaryota; Metazoa; Chordata; Amphibia; Anura; Ranidae
Product: zinc finger protein 850-like
Exons: 4
Coding region: 1-2268 (755 amino acids)
Source: RefSeq, a predicted model, not a curated record
AUGGUGGUCUUCAGAAUCAUUGUGCGGGACGGUGCCGUCCUUCCAACAGAUAAGAGGUUUUCCUGUACUGAGUGUGGGAAUUUUUUUUCAAACAAGUAUGCACUUUCCAUACAUCAUAAAUCUCACACAGGUGAGAAGCCAUAUUCCUGUCCUCAGUGCGGGAAAGGCUUUGUUUAUAAAUCAGCCUUUGUCAUACAUCUGAGGUCUCACACGGGGGAAAAGCCAUAUUCCUGUCCUGAGUGCGGGAAAUGUUUUUCCAUGAAAUCCCAUCUCAACAGCCAUCAGAGAUUGCACACAGGAGAGAAUCUGUAUUCCUGUUCCGAGUGUGGAAAAUGUUUUGCCCACAAAUCAAGUCUUGUUUCACAUCAGAGGUCUCACAGGGGGGAAAAGCCGUAUCCCUGUCCUGAGUGCGGGAAAUGUUUUGCCCACAAAUCAAGUGUUGUUACACAUCAAAGGUCUCACACGGGGGAAAAGCCAUAUUCCUGUCUUGAGUGCGGGAAAUGUUUUUCCAGGAAAUCCCUUCUCACGAUCCAUCAGAUAUUGCACAGAGAAGAGAAUCCAUAUUCCUGCCCUGAGUGUGGGAAAUUGUUUGCGAAAAAAUCAGCUCUGGUCACUCAUCAAAUGUCUCACACUGGGAAAACCCCAUAUUCCUGUCCUGAGUGCGGGAAAUGUUUUGCGUGCAAAUCAUUUCUUGUCGCCCAUCAAAUGUCUCACACAGGGGAGAAGCCUUUUGGCUGUGUUGAGUGCGGGAAAUGUUUUGUACAAAAAUCAAGACUUGUCACACAUCAAAGAUCUCACACGGGGGAGAAGCCUUUUUGCUGUGCUGAGUGCGGGAAAUGUUUUGUUGAGAAGGCUGCUUUAAAUAUUCAUCAAAGAGUACACACAGGUGAGAAGCCACAUUCCUGUCCUGAGUGUGGCAAAUGUUUUGUAACUAAAUCAGAUCUUGUCAAGCAUCUAAGGUCUCACACUGGGGAGAAGCCACAUUCAUGUCCUGAGUGCGGGAAAUGUUUUUACAGGAAAUCCCUUCUCGCGAUCCAUCAAAUAUCGCACACAGCAGAGAAGCCGUAUUCCUGCCCUGAGUGCGGGAAAUGUUUUUCAAGGAAGAGCCAACUUUACAGACAUCGGAGAUUUCAUACGGGGGAGAAGCCAUAUUCCUGCGUUGCUGGACUUGUCCUGGUCCAUGUGCCUCGGGUCUUCUGCCCCGUGUCCGCAUCUAGCAAGGUCUCUAACAGACAGACUGUGCGGGAUGGUGCCGGACUAUUGUAUUCCUCUUAUCCUGAGGAACCUCAGACUGUGUGGGACGGUGACGUCUUUUCAACAGAUAGGAGGUUUUCCUGUACUGAGUGCGGGAAGUGUUUCCCUUAUAAAUCCAAACUUAAUGAGCAUAAAAUAUCUCACACGGGUGAGAAGCCGUAUUCCUGUUCAGAGUGCGGGAAAUGUUUUGUACAAAAAUCACAUCUUGUCAGACAUCGGAGGUCUCACACGGGGGAAAAGCCAUUUCCUUGUCUUGAGUGCGGGAAACAUUUUUCAGCUAAGGUCAUUCUUCAUAAUCAUCAGAAAUUACAUACUGGAGAGAAGCCAUAUGUCUGCCUUGAGUGUGGGAAAUGUUUUUCAGUGAAGUCCAACCUUCAAACACAUCAGCGAUUUCACGUGGGUGAGAAGCCGUAUUCCUGUUCUGAUUGCGGGAAAUGUUUUGUACAAAAAUCAAGUCUUAUCAUACAUCAAAGGCGUCACACAGGGGAAAAGCCGUAUUCCUGUCCUGAAUGCGGAAAAUGUUUUUCACAGAAGUGCCAUCUUUACAGACAUCAGAGAUUGCACACGGGUGAGAAGCCGUAUUCCUGUCCUGAGUGCGGAAAAAGUUUUGUACAAAAAUCACAACUUGUCACACAUCAAACGUCUCACACAGGGUUAAAGCCGUAUUCCUGUGCCGAGUGCGGGAAAUGUUUUUCAGGGAAGUCCAAUCUUUACAGCCAUCAGAGAUUGCAUCGGAGUGAGAAGCCGCAUUCCUGUCCUGAGUGUGGGAAAGGUUUUAUACGAAAAUCGGAACUUGUCAGACAUCAGAGAAUUCACACAGAGAAACCACAUUCCUGCCCUGAGUGUGGGAAAUGUUUUUCGAAAAAGCCCAAUCUUUCCAAACAUCUGAGUUCUCACACGGAGGAGAAGCCGUAUGCCUGUCCUGAGUGCGGGAAAUGUCACUCACGGAAGUCCUGUAUUUACAAACAUCUGAGAAUGGACAAGGGGGAGGAUCCAUUUUCCUGGUCUGAUUGAGGGAAUUGUUCCUCACUGAAGUCUUGUCUUCCUGUACAUCAGGGGUCCCACACAACCCUCGAGGUGUAUUAG